This is a messenger RNA of Cotesia congregata, 879 nucleotides long. Lineage: Eukaryota; Metazoa; Arthropoda; Insecta; Hymenoptera; Braconidae. The record is from the annotation of a GenBank genome assembly.
AUGUUACACAGAUACCAGUUUCUUGCUUUCGACUUUGGAGAACAAGUAGAUAUUUCUAAGGAAAACUGUCGCUUACUUCUUAUUAGAUUGAAAAUGGAAGGAUGGAUGAUUAGUCGAUCGAAAGUAUUUUUAAAAUAUUACAACGAAGAGUAUCUAUCAAGAUUGUAUGAAACUCAAGUUCGAAAAAUAAUUAAAAUUCAAAGUAUGCUGAGAGCUUUUCUAGCUUGCAAAAAACUCAACAAAGCAGCGCAGAAAAAAAAAAUAAAUGAGACCAACGAGGAUUAUCGACGUGGAUUAUCUGCAAGAUCAUCAACGACGGACGGAUGGUUGUCUCAAGAACGAGCUAAAACGACGGAUUUAUUGGAACUCGAAGUGAGCAAUCGACGCAUGGGUGAAGGCGGAAAACUGGCUGUCGAACGCGCCAAUACUGCAGCCAAUAAAUCAUUCAAACGUCGAUAUUGGGAAAUUGGACUUGCGGCGCCAUCUCUAGAGUUAAAAGUGAUCGCUAAUCGACGUGUACAAUUGACAAGAGGUCAGCAAGUGUCCUCACCAAGGAGUUUACUGUCCAAACUAGUCGACGUGGAAGCCGAGUACGACUUGGUGCGGCCAAUCGACGGGCAACGUAGAUUUACGUCUUCGACCAGGUCUGGGCGGAUUAUUGACCCUCAUUUGAGCACAAUAUUGUCGGGCCGCCAGGGCUCUACAAAAGGUUCCCAGUCAUUAGGGAGUUGGGAAAUUUCCUUGCCAGACUCAGGUAUCCAGGUAUCCAGCAUGGUCGGAAAGAGCGAGCACGUGGCCAACGCUUCGAGCCGAAGUAUACCUGAAGAGCAGCCGAUUGACGUCAUCAGCAUUCUCAACUGUGGGACCCUAGUGCAGUAG